Mauremys reevesii (Reeves's turtle) is the source of this 2792-nucleotide messenger RNA. It is a transcript of the gene RNPS1, whose product is annotated as RNA binding protein with serine rich domain 1. The record is from RefSeq and is a predicted model, not a curated record. The coding region runs from base 343 to 1266 and encodes 307 amino acids. Gene Ontology annotation, biological process: mRNA splicing, via spliceosome. Lineage: Eukaryota; Metazoa; Chordata; Testudines; Geoemydidae. The transcript has 9 exons. Gene Ontology annotation, molecular function: RNA binding. Gene Ontology annotation, cellular component: cytoplasm; nucleoplasm; ASAP complex.
GUAAGUAGGGGGAGGCCGGGGAUCUGGCGCCAUCCGGCCUGGGUGAGGCGUCGAGGGGCCCGCUAUCGUCUCCUGACCCCGAGAGGAGGGGCCUGGAGCUGCGGAGCAGGAUAUGGCAGCUGACACCUUGAGGCAUCCAUAUCAAGUCUUCAGCAAGACGGAAAGUGUGUAUCUCUGUGUGAGCAGGCACAGGUGUUUGGCUCUAAUAGCAAUGUAACAAUGCCGCUCUUUGGAGUUUAUUGCACUCGAUUAGGGAUCGUUUCUCAGAAUCAAGGAGUUAGAAGUGAGAUUUGAGAUAAGUGAGGCCCAUCCAGUGCUGCUUGGGACGCCUCAGAAGGGAAAAUGGAAUUUUCAGGAAUGAAAAAGAAGAGUUUGCUAGGAUUCAAAGAAAAUAAUAAAAAAUCCAGCACUAGGGCUCCCUCUCCAACCAAGCGCAAAGAUCGGACUGAAGACAAAUCCAAGGACAGAUCCAAGGACAAAGUGUCCACCAAGGAAUCAAGUGAAAAAGAUCGUGGUCGGGACAAAACGCGCAAAAGGCGCAGUGCUUCCAGUGGUAGCACCAGUACCAGGUCCCGCUCCAGCUCCACUUCCAGUUCAGGGUCCAGCUCCAGCACUGGUUCCAGCAGUGGGUCCAGUUCCUCCUCUGCAUCAAGCCGCUCUGGGAGCUCCAGCACCUCUCGUAGCUCCAGUUCCAGCAGUUCCUCUGGAUCCCCAAGCCCAUCUCGACGUAGACAUGACAACAGGAGACGUUCCCGCUCCAAGUCUAAGCCACCCAAGAGAGAUGAAAAGGAGCGGAAGAGACGGAGUCCAUCGCCCAGACCUACCAAAGUUCAUGUUGGGAGACUCACCAGAAAUGUGACCAAGGAUCACAUCAUGGAAAUAUUUUCCACUUAUGGGAAGAUUAAAAUGAUUGACAUGCCAGUUGACCGGUUAAAUCCACAUCUCUCCAAGGGUUAUGCUUAUGUGGAGUUUGAGAAUCCAGAUGAUGCCGAAAAGGCGCUGAAGCAUAUGGAUGGAGGACAGAUUGAUGGUCAGGAGAUCACUGCUACAGCUGUACUGGCACCUCGGCCUAGGCCACCUCCCAGGCGCUUUAGCCCACCAAGGAGGAUGCUGCCGCCACCACCAAUGUGGCGUAGGUCGCCACCUCGCAUGAGGAGAAGGUCCAGAUCUCCAAGACGCAGGUCCCCUGUUCGCCGACGGUCAAGAUCCAGAUCUCCAGGCCGAAGACGUCAUCGCAGCCGCUCCAGCUCAAACUCUUCACGAUAAAGCGAAAAAGACUGGACAGCUUUUUAUUUUUUAACUUAAAUCCCACCAGACUAAAUAUUGUACCUUUUUUAUAAUGGGCCCGGGGAAGGGGAAGUGAGAGAAAUUGAAACCUGGCAGUGAAGGCAAACUAAGAGGAGGGGGUUUCCUGGCCAGUAGACAAUCUGUGUCUUGCAGCUUCUAGAUUCCAGGCAUUGAACCUAAAUGCUUUAAAUAUGGCUUUGGGUUGAAGGCUGCAAAUGUGGUAUAUUGUUUUCCACACAAGCUACCAGUAGGAAAGAUGAUGUAGCCUCUGCUCCUCUAAUCAGCAGGCUCCUGCUUCAUGAUUUCCGAAGGCUUAGCAUGCCAUGCAGAAAAAACUAAGUACUGACCUAUUUUGGGAAUCCUAAGGCUGGCUACUACUAAGAGAAGGGGGGUGGUGGUGGCGGCUAUAUCCAUCUCAAGGCACCAGUGCAGACCUACAGAAGGGGUGGUACCCAAACACAGAAAUCUGCCUCAAACUUAAAUAUUCAGUUGUCAUUCUGCUCCUAUGCCCUGAAUAGUGAGAGCAUAAAUUUUUGUUUGCACAAAGAGGCAGGGUGCUGCAGACUUGCAUAACAUUAAAGAUGAUGUUUUUUAGCCAGUCCCACUGUAUGUCAUCUACUGCAUGUUAGAGAUAGGCCAGGAAUUGAAGGACUGUUUUGUAACUGCCCUCUUUAGUAACUUGCACUUCCUGAAGGGUUUUGGUAUAGAUUUCACACACAAUCCUCUACCAAUUGGUGUAAAUGUUUCCACCUUUAGAAAACACAAUACAAACUGGCAACAACAUAUCAAAACCCCACUUUACUGUAAUGAAAAGGGGGAGGUUUGAGACUGUUUGGAUUAAUUUGGGUAAUCUUGCAAAAGGCAAGUAAUUUACCAUCUAUUGUACAGUCAAUCUGCAACGUUUGCUUUUUUUUUUUAACUUUGUAGCAUCUUAGGUCAGGUUGUGUUUGUGUAGAAUGACCAUAUUGAAUAAACCCAUAGGGUUAAGAUUAAAGAAUAUUAAUUAGUUCAUUCCUGUAGACUAUUGGCCUCACCUGUACAUUGUGUAUAGAGGAAGCAACUCUGACAGCUCCUUUUAUUUUAAAUGUUAAGAUAAAAUCUUUCCAUUUAAUCCUGGAAAGGGUGAGCUUCAUGUUACUGGCACUGGCAGCUGGCUGAUCAAGAGGAACAGUAAUGGAAUUAAUUUGAGCUAGAGAACAGUGAUUGUGUCAUGAAGCCAGUGCAUUCACACAGUAAAAAUAAAGCAAGUGCAGCUUGAACUGCAUUUUUCUUCCCUUCUACUCCCCUGCUGCUUCAGCUACAGUCUCGAAGGCUUGAUCGGAGAUUCCUCCCAGCAUAGUUGUACUAGAGAGCAUGUCACACUAGUUUCAAAAGAGGCUGAUGCUACUCCUGAAUUUCUGCUACUAUGGGUCAGAGUCUGUAGUGAGACCCAUACUCUUCCCUUUGCGUCCUGCCGAGACAGCCAGCGGGGCAGUAUGGGAGGGCUUUUUGUGGCUAAAGAUCAA